Molecule: messenger RNA, 4324 nt
Organism: Cherax quadricarinatus
Lineage: Eukaryota; Metazoa; Arthropoda; Malacostraca; Decapoda; Parastacidae
Gene: disp
Product: RND transporter family member dispatched
Biological process (GO): smoothened signaling pathway
Cellular component (GO): membrane
Molecular function (GO): transmembrane transporter activity
Source: RefSeq, a predicted model, not a curated record
GCAACACUGUAACAAGUUUGUUUACAACUGUGGCUACAAACAUUUUUCGUGCACCUGAUACAUCACUACAAGUUCAAGAGCUGCCGUGUUGAGUUGCACCGUUCAAGACUCAAGUUUUGGAGUGUGUUUAACUUGACCAUAACAAAUGCGGCACUUCAAAAGAGCGUCUCCAGACAAGCUGUGACCAGCUCUCUCGCACCGGAGUGGUGACUAAGUGUGUUGCAUACGAGGCGCAGCAGAAGUGGUGGCUGAGUGUAUUGCAGACGAGGUGCACCAAGAGUGUGGGUCGAGCGUGUUGCAGGCAAAGUGCAGCAGGAGUGUGGGUCAUCAUGAAAGCUUCCUACACCCAGCAUUUCCUUCCAACAUGAUCUGGUAUGCUCGUCUGCUGUGUCAUCACCCAUACGCGGUGUUAAGCAGUGUAGUGGUGGUGGUAGUGACGUGUCUUGUGCUCUCCCUUACCGCCCGACCACUGCCAAACUUCACUGAACCAUCCUUGGGAUUUGAGUCAAGAGGAACUGUGAUCAGUCAGCGUGCAGUGGCCUGGGAUAACCUUCUGGAAGCCACACGCCCUGGUGGCCCACUCAGUGUCAACCCUUCAGAUGACCCCAGUUUUAAGAGCCAACCUUCCUCCUCUGGGAACAAUGGAGACAAAGAAACAGAGAAUAAGAAACGUCCAAAUCACACACACCAAGUGUGUAUUGAGAUGACACCUAAUGGCACUGUUGAGGUGUUUAACUGUAGCAGCAUCUUAGAUCGAAAUUCCAGUGAGGUUCGAGAAAAGGUAGAAGACACACCAAUAUUUGAUUUGAGAGACCUCGUAAACCUGCCUCAAAAGAAUGAAGAAAGAGAAAGCCCUUCAGAGUACAACACUGAAAAUGAGUGGGGCCAUGUUCACAAGACCUCUUACCAUGAAAAUGAGAAUGAGGUUCAUCACCAUAAUCAUUUGGGAGAAGAUGGUUUCUUUUGUAAUCCUGUUGUUCCAGAGUAUGGGCGCAUGAUUAUCAAGAGCAAAGUACCAAGAGACACCUUAAUUACAUUAAAACACUUGCAAGCAAUAUGUGAACUUGAUGACCGAUUACGUUCUCCAGCAGAAUUUAGACCUAUAUGUGAAACCUGGUCCCCUGGACAUUGCUGUCCUUCCUGGUCACUUCCAAAUUAUGUGGCACUUCUUUCUAAUCGUACAUCUUGUCACUACAUUACGGAAGAUGAUGUUGUUAAUGUGCAUCGUCUGCUGAUAAGGUGUGCACGCUAUUUAGACCUGCAACUAGAAGGUGGUUGUGGUGGACAUGCAGGAUGUCAACGUGUUCCUCAAUUGUGUUUGCAACAUGAUGCUGUAUACACCAUUCUUCAUUAUCUUGUUGAUGCAGCAUUUCUCAAUCCAGAGGUACCAGACCCUGAUCAUCCACAGCCUUACAAGCACCCUGAGCCACACCAUAAACACCAGAGGGAGCAGCUUCAACAACUUCUCAGUUUGACAGCUGUAUUUGUGCCUGUGGCUCGUAGCUCUGAUGCACUCCCUUACUUUGAAGCUUUACAAAACCUUGACCUCACUGUAGACAAUGUGACAGUAGCAGCAAUGGAUCUGGGUCUGAAGGAUGCACUGUUUGAUAAGCUGUUAAUGUCCAACUCGUUCCUACUGGGCGUUGGUGCUGGUAUUGUUGUGCUGCUGAUGUGGUGCUAUACUGGCUCUCUCUUCAUCACAGUAGUCACCAUCACCACUGUUGCUUGUGCCCUCGUCAUUGCAUAUUUUAUGUACAUCUUUAUUUAUGAGAUAACUUUCUUCCCAUACAUGAAUGUUUUAACUACUGUUAUAGCAAUAGGGAUAGGAGCAGAUGAUACAUUUGUUUACUGUCGUGUCUGGACUUUAGCCAAACAAGAUAAAAAUUCAGGAACCAUGGUGAAGCUGGUAGCAGAUGCUCUUCAUCAUGCUGCAGCCUCCAUCAUUGUUACCUCAUUAACAACUGCUGCAGCCUUCUUUGCAUCUUGUGUAUCACAUAUCACAGCCAUACGUUGUUUCAGCAUUUUUGCAGGAACUGUGGUUCUGGCUAACCUCCUGCUAAUGCUGACUUGGGUACCAGCAUGUGUUGUGGUGGCUGAGCGCUGGGGUGCCUCCACCUGCUGCCUCUGUGUCCCCCCAGCACCUGUAUAUGCUCCUCAUCUGCCCCCUCGCUGUUCUGUGGUGUGUGCUUUACCCCUCAGAUUUUGCUACUCUUGUGCUGAGUCUGCAAGAGUGUUUUUUGAGAAGAUGCUUCCAUGGGUGAUAGUAAAGCCCCGCCACUUGUGGGUUUUAUUGCUCGGUACUCUGGCAGCAUGUAGUGCUGUUGUUGUAUUCUACUUUCCAGGACUCAAGCUUCCAGAUUCACAAAUGUUUCAGCUUUUUUCAAGAGAUCAUGUCUUUGAGCAGUAUGACUUGGUGUACAAAUAUAAAUUUUGGUUUGAGAGGAAUCUGAGAAAUGAUAUUGUGAAUCGGUUACCAGUGCGUAUAGUCUGGGGAAUUAAACCAGUGGAUAAUGGGGACUACCUCAACCCUGCUUCAAAAGGAACAUUAGAAUAUGAUGAAAAUUUUGAUGUAGCUCAACCAGAAUCUCAGGAAUGGCUGCUAAAUUUUUGCCGUGAUCUUCGAAACCAAAGCUUUUACAUGUCUACUCUGGGUCCUCUGCUUCCAAAUUGUUUUAUUGAAACAUUUAAGAGUUGGAUGGAAAGAAAAUGCAUAGAUCCAAUAACAGGCGUUGAUCGCUCUCCUUGCUGUGAAGCCUCCAAGUUUCCUUACCCACGAGAUGUCUUUGACAAGUGCAUUCACAAGGGCAUUAUGGCUCUUUACCAGACUCCACGAGAAUACUUCAUUCCUGGAGUUGCAGGCCCAAAAUUCAGCAGAAAAACUGGAAACAUUGUAGCCAUUGUUGUGGAAUAUGAUAGCAACACUUUGUGGUCUCUCUCCUAUGAGGAUAUGCAAGAAUUUUUUAUACAGGUGGAUACAUGGGUUACAAAGCAAAUGAAACUAGCACCAAAACAGAUGCAAGGAGGCUGGUUUACCUCAUACCUAAGUUUCUUUGAUGUACAACGGUCAUUAUCUAUAGGAACAGGAAUAGCAGUUGCUGUUGCUGUGGGAGUCAGCCUAGCUGUGCUGGUGAUGACAACCCUCAAUGUAGUAGUGAGUCUGCUGGCAGUCUUAAGUGUAGGCUCUGUUAUUUUAGUGACAUUACUGCAUUAGUUUGUUAGGUGGCAUCUUAAUGUUUUAGAGAUUUGUAACAGUGAGUGUGGCUAUAGGAUUACUGUAGAUUUAACAUUACAUUAUGGUGUUGCCUACCGGUUGUCCCCUGAGGCUGAUCGUGAGGCUGCUGUGUCUUGGGCAGUCGCCCGUCUGGUAGCCCAGAAAUUUAUGGCUGCUGCUACCACACUUGCAGCUGGUAUCACUAUGCUGCCAGCCAAAGUUUUAGCUUAUGUUCACAUGGACUUUUACUUACCGUAGUCACUACAGUUUUCUUACAUCUAUGCGACUCUCUUUUAUCUUCCCUCUUUUGCGUAUAUUUGGCCUGAAUCAGGGUGUGGACAACUCUCUUAUCCACAGUUACGAUGCUGUUCUUGUUGCAGUCAAGGCUCUCAACCCCAUUUGGAUAAAAUGUUGUAUCAGCAAGCAUUUAUGAAAUCUAUUUUGGGUCCACAUCAAGUACAUCGUCCAGCACCCCAGACUCAUCCAUCAUCUGAUACACACGAACUUGAGCCUUUAACUGCAAUGCGAUUAGCUGGUCGAGGUGGAACUCACACUCGUGCCGUCCACAACCCUACUAGACAUAAAGUUGGAUUAGCCGAACCCCCCCCAAAUAUCAAUGUGCCCCAUAACCACAUAGCAGCUCACAAUGAAGUAGGAGUCAACUCAGGAACAGGUCGUGCUGCUAGAUCCGGAUCUUUGUCAUCAUCAGUGUGCGUGCGGGACCAUGCAAAUUUUGUCCCACGAAAGUUCUCUCUGCCUUCACCGGGAGGUGUGAGUGAAGGGGGAGAACCUUCUCCAAGACAUAUUGUAGCACCAGCAUCAUCAGCUACAACAAUCCUAUAUUCAGAACCAGACAUGGAUUGUGGACAACAAUCUCAGCAUGCUCCAGAAGGUAACGCCCCAAUAAUUCGCACCCCUGAUAAUGGAACACUAGUCGCUUAAGACAUUGUGGAACAAACAUGCGGCUGUGAGAGAAUUUGUAGUACCCUCUUGUGUGAUGAUGCUGAUGGUGCUAAAUUGAAGCUACCAAGGAGUAUCUGUAAUUGUGAUAUCAUCUUGCUCAUUUUGUUUGAUGUAAUAGAUACUUUAUUCAUCAGUCAUUUGUAACGACAA